Molecule: messenger RNA, 2520 nt
Organism: Bombyx mandarina (wild silkworm)
Lineage: Eukaryota; Metazoa; Arthropoda; Insecta; Lepidoptera; Bombycidae
Product: TOM1-like protein 2
Biological process (GO): signal transduction
Cellular component (GO): endosome; membrane
Molecular function (GO): ubiquitin binding; clathrin binding; phosphatidylinositol binding
Source: RefSeq, a predicted model, not a curated record
GGGCAACUCUAGUUUUUAGUGACAAGUGAAAUUGGUGAAUCGCAUCAAUAGAUAAAUAUUUUAUUAUUUUACAAAAAUGUCGUUUUUUGGUGUAGGGAAUCCCUUUUCUACGCCGGUGGGUCAAAAAAUUGAACAAGCCACAGAUGGCGCAUUACCAUCCGAAAAUUGGGCUCUGAACAUGGAAAUAUGCGAUAUAAUAAACAGCAGUACGGACGGACCUAAAGAUGCCAUUAAAGCAAUAAGAAAAAGAUUGACUACAAGCGCUGGGAAGAACUACACAGUGGUGAUGUACACACUGACUGUCCUGGAAACAUGCGUUAAAAACUGUGGGAAGCCGUUCCAUGUUCUCGUCUGCAAUAAGGAAUUUAUAUCAGAGUUGGUAAAAUUGAUUGGCCCCAAAAAUGAUCCGCCGACGGUGGUGCAAGACAAAGUAUUGAGCCUCAUCCAAUGUUGGGCCGAUGCCUUCCAGAACCAAGCUGAAUUACAGGGAGUCGGUCAAGUGUACAACGAGCUUCGCACCAAAGGUGUUGAAUUUCCGAUGACCGACUUAGACGCCAUGGCCCCGAUUUUCACGCCACAGCGGAGUGUACCGGAUGGCGUCGAACAAGUUGGUUCCCCUCAGCGCUCCGUCUUGCCGCAGAACUCUCCUAGCAGGACCACUCCGGAGCAGAUCACUACUCAGGUGACGCUGAGCGACAGUCAGACCAACAAGCUGCGCGCCGACCUCGCCGUGGUGGAGGGGAACAUGGCCGUCAUGAACGACAUGCUCAACGAGCUCACCGCCCGGCCGCAAGCAACGCGACACGACAGCGACGUCGAACUUCUGAACGAGCUGGCGGACACGCUGCGUGCCAUGCAGAGCCGCGUCGCCGAGCUCAUAGCGCGCGUGGCGGCCGACGGCGCGCUCACCGCCGAGCUGCUGCACGCCAACGACCGCCUGCACAACCUGCUGCUGCGCCACGCGCGCUUCCUCAACAAUAGGUCUGCAGCGGCGGCGGGCGCGGGGCCCACUCCGUCCGCCAUCCUCGGCGCCGCCAUGGGCGUGCCCGGCGCGGCGCCUACGUCACCAAAGAAACAAGAGGAUGACGCCUUGAUCGACCUAAGCGACGACGUCCCUGAUAUUGCGAAGCUGAGCGUAACGGAUACUCAAGCAGAAAAGUCUCCGAGCAGCUCGAAGGAUGAAUUCGACAUGUUCGCUCAAUCGAGGAACAUCACUUAUGAAACCUCGAAGACAGGUACCAGCAGCUACGCCGAUAACUUAGAAGACCAAACCACGACGAGCUUGGCCUCCGCCGCCAGCCACCGAGCCACACAGGGCCAACCUCUGCCGACGGAAAUCGAUGAGAGGGAGAUAGACGAGAUAUCUGCCUGGCUGGCGCAGGAGAAGGCGGCUUCCGAGAGCGUCCACGAGAGUGUGACCAGCAGCGACUUCGACAAGUUUCUGGCGGAGCGUGCGGCCGCCGCCGAGCAACUGCCCGAUGUCAACGAGCGCAGCCCUAGGCACCGGCACAUCAACAAGGAAGACCAGGACUCCAGGUUCGCGCUCUGAUCCCACACGCUCCGGACGUAGCACAGCGACAUCUAAACCCAAUUUAAUCAAGCCCAAUAUCUCCCGCAGAGCUUCACCUUAGUUCGGGUCUACAAGGUUUUGUGGUUGGCCAGCUGUCGUCAACUUUUUGCCGUCGUGACUUUUAUAAUAUCCGACACGACAAAUAAAUCGUGUCUGAACGUUCGAUCGUAAAGGCCAACGACAAAACGGCAUAUGUAUAUAAAUGGAUCGGAAAGAUGCGUUCCCCUGUGACGACGUGUAUUCAUGUAGUACAUACAGGUCGUGACUUGUUUAUAUAAAGGGAAAUUAGAUGGUUACGACUUUUUAAUGUAGUAUCGACAGACUGUCAAGAUAAUGAAAAGAAUUAGAACAUCAGUCAUCCGACAUCAUAAUAAAAAAGUGGUAUGUGUGGGUUUACUCAACAGAUAAAAAAUUCAAAACAUAAAGAGGAUAGUUUCAGUAAUGAAAAUAGUUAUAAAAGACAAGAUGAUCAAACGAUUAACGUUUAAAAAAAACCGUUAGGGCACCAUGAGAACGCACCCUUACCGAUUGUGGAACGAGAAUAAACUGUUACCUUAAGUAUACAAAUGACAGUUUAUACAACUUAAGGAUAAAUACGUCUCUGCUUAGGAAGUUCAUUUCAGAACCCGCAAUGUAAAGCUAAGGUAGAUCGCUCCCCGCGUUCGUUCGAGGUCACAGACCUAACACGUCAUCUGAGAUUUUACCUUUACAUUACGUGCAAUGCUAAUUACUAUUGUAUUCAUUAGCUCUGCCAUCUGCCUUCUUUGGGUAUUGUAAUAGCUUGGACGUAUAAUCGACUUGACAGACAAGAAGUCUGGUAAUUGUAUUAUACAGUAGAGCAGGGGUGAGCAACCUUUUUAAUCAAUGGGCCAAUUUUAAUUUUAAUUUUUUUUUGGCGGGCCGCACAUAGAUUAACUCUAAUUACUAAUUUACGAAACUUACUAAAAAAA